This is a messenger RNA of Photinus pyralis (common eastern firefly), 1135 nucleotides long. RefSeq names its product hepatic triacylglycerol lipase-like. The transcript has 3 exons. Gene Ontology annotation, biological process: lipid metabolic process. Lineage: Eukaryota; Metazoa; Arthropoda; Insecta; Coleoptera; Lampyridae. The record is from RefSeq and is a predicted model, not a curated record. Bases 44 to 1093 code for a protein of 349 amino acids. Gene Ontology annotation, molecular function: lipase activity.
UGCCAAUGUAGAUUAAUUCGAUUGACAGUAAGUUAGUGAAACAAUGGCGCGAAUUCUCCUGUUGGUGAGCUCGAUUUUCCUAUGCGGAAAACUGGGAUCGUCCUUCAUGGACAUACCAGUAAUUAACCUACCCGAAGAAAUUAGAGACGAUUUAAUCAACAUAGUCACAAAUCCCCUCAAGCUGAUCCAUAACUGUGAUUCUUCCGAUACGCAAGAAGUGCAAUAUUUGUUAUACACGAGAAAGAACCGCGACCGUCCCAUCAAACUAAACCCACAGCAGCCCAUGGAGGUGGAGGAGGGCAAACCAACGAUUUUAUUAAUACACGGUUGGAUAUCAGACUCAAACUUUUACAACAUGCCCAAAAUACGCGAAGGUUUUUUGACCAAAUAUGACUGCAACGUGAUCAUGAUUGAUUGGUCAAAAACUUCAUUUAAGACUUAUGGUCACUCUGUCUGUGCCCUGCCGGUAAUAGCAGAAGAGGUCGCCAGACUUCUUUGCAAAUUAGAUGCAUACUAUGGCGUUCCUUUAGAAUUGGUUCACAUAAUUGGGCAUUCGCUGGGAGGCCAAAUGUCGGGACUGAUCGGUCAGAGCACCAGGGAGGUUUGCCAGAAGUCGCUCGGCAGGAUUACCGCACUUGAUCCGGCAGGUCCUCUUUUCUUCGGAUUACCGGAGUCUAAACGGCUGGACCCUUCGGACGCCAAUUUUGUUCAAGCCAUUCACACUAACGGCGGAGUUUUUGGAUACCUGCCAAAAUGCGCGGACGUCGAUUUCUUCGUAAAUUGCGGCACCUACCAACACGGUUGCAUUACUAUUAGCCUUCUCAAUAUUACAAAUGUCCUCGUCUCCGAUGUUACGUGCAGUCACUCUCGCAGUCUGGAUUAUUUGGAGGAGAGUAUAUACUCGACCGGAUUUGUCGGUCACAGUUGCAAGUAUUGUCCGGUUAAAUGCAUCGCGGACCUCUUUAAUUCGAAAUCUGCGGUAAUGGGAGAGCAUACGGCAAAAGAUGCGAGUGGCAGUUUUCUGGUAACCACAGCGUCAUCAUCACCUUUCGCUCAGAAGUGUACUUCAUAUGCCUUCGGAGUUUGCUUGUAAUGAUCUUGUAAACAUUAAUAAUUAAACGAUUGUGCGACAAGA